Colletotrichum scovillei is the source of this 1682-nucleotide messenger RNA. Its product is annotated as oxidoreductase. Gene Ontology annotation, biological process: secondary metabolite biosynthetic process. The transcript has a single exon. NCBI's taxonomy places the organism in Eukaryota, Fungi, Ascomycota, Sordariomycetes, Glomerellales, Glomerellaceae. The coding region runs from base 448 to 1125 and encodes 225 amino acids. Gene Ontology annotation, cellular component: cytoplasm; nucleus. The record is from RefSeq and is a predicted model, not a curated record.
GCCUGAUAGAGUUCCCAGAGUUAACUUGGUUGGCCAGAUGGGAGAUGUGAGUUUGGUUUACGCUUAUGUAAGGCGAACCGGAAAGAUGAGACCAGGGGCCGGGCGUCGGAGGUUCAAGAUGGCAGAAGCCCGAAACGGCCGAGUGCUUUGGGGGCCGUGGGGGGCCUGGGAACUGGAGGCUGGAGCGAGCAUAUGAUCCACUUUCUUUCUCAUCUCACCUGCAUCCCCGUCAGUCACAUUUCACUUCAGUCGCACCACGCACGCUGUGUGAGGAGGUCUCUGGAAGAAACAUCCUUCACUUCACUCUACAGUCCUCACGCAAGGCCGUAUCUGUCGUUCGCUACCUCGUCCGUUCUCUGGAUUCACAUUCACUCGCCACACGCCACUCCCCUUCCUUGCUUGUCGGGUAUUUCUUUAGCGCGCCAGCAACACGGGUAGAGUCAGACCAUGUAUCAGCCGUACGCAGUCAACGAGGCGCCGCGGGAACGGCCAAAGAUCCUCUGCCUGCACGGUGGUGGCUCCUCAGCAGGCAUCUUUCAGAUACAACUCAUCAGGUUAUCGCGUGUCCUCGAGCCGCGCUUCGAAUUCGUCUACCUCGACGGGCCGAUCGAGACGGAGGCCGGGCCGGGCGUGCUCCCCGUAUUCGAAGGGUGCGGGCCGUACCGACGAUGGGUCAGCGACGAUCCCUCCAUCCCCGCCGAGGAGUUCCAGCAGCAAAAGGACACGGCGAUGGAGAUGCUCAAGGUGUACAUGCAGCAGACGGGGCCCUACGUCGGGGUGCUGGGGUUCUCGCAGGGCGCGCGCGCGGCGUCGAGUCUGUUGAUUGAGCAGCAGCGGCAGCCGUUUGUGCCGUACAACUUCUUUGGGGUGUUUCUGUGCGGGACGUAUCCGCCUUUUGUGCCUGACGAUGUGCUGAUUCGGUUGCCGACUGUUCAUGUGGUGGGCUUGUUUGAUCCGUGGAAGCCGGCGAGCGAGAUGUUGAUUGAGCAGUGUUCUGAGCGGAGUACGCGCAAGGUUGUGAGGUAUCCGGGGGGCCAUCACCUGCCGAACGCGCCGGAAGCUAUUCAGAAUAUUGCGAACAUGGUGAUUGAUUUGUGGAAGGAAACCACGGGGGCGACGGCGUGAUGGACGAUGGGAGAGCAUUAUCAUCAGCGAGAAAUCCGGAGAGACUCACGACCUAGUCUGACCACACGAGGGAGACGGGCAUAGUGCAACCAUUCGCGGGGGGUCAAGGCUGUGGGAUGAGACGGCCAGCAUUGGCGUGAUGAGGAGGACAAGCGUCGCUUACUUCGUCUGUCUCUUCACCAUUUCUCUCAGUCAUGAUUGUGGGGAAAUAUGAAAGAUGAGGAAGAUGACGAUGGAGAAACCAGAGAGCAAGCCAAUGGGGACACGAGAGGCUCUUCGUGGUCAGUCAAGUGGCUUGGUGAAUGGCGGGGAAUCUUGGGUCAAGACGAUGACGGGUGAGAGUGAGACAUCAUCAGCGUCGGGGUGGUCUUGUUUGGAGACUUUAUAUGAAACAGAAAUUUGACCGAAAACGAACGAACUUGAUGAGGUUGGUCACUCAUACACUCACGCUAUCGCCCGUUCACUCACAAUGAUAGUGAAGAUUCUGAGCUGUUUUCGAACCACAAAAUCGAGUGUGAGAUGACACAUGAUCGGGUAUCAUUAGGUGUACAACCGAG